CGACGAGACAAAGCAGAGUCGAGACAAAGUCGCGGACUGGUCGGGCAGUUCCUUGCUCGCGGCUCGGCCCGCCAAGAUGGCGUUGCCCGGCUCAUCAGGGCUCCAGACGAGUGCAAGCAUCCUGAUGACACCGCCGCUGACGUCCUCUCAGGUCGAUGAAGGUGAAGGUGCCAAUGCCGGUUUGCGACAAGAGUCGGAUGACUCCUUUCAACCUGGCUCGCAGUACAGCCCGGACUCCUCACAGGACGAUGAAGAAGAGGACGAUUCAUUCGAGACCGAGCUGAGCGAUGGACGGUCAGACUUGACACUCGCGAGCGCACGCUGGUCGGCGCACGAAGCAGCAGGCAGUCCGAUGCUGCAUCGACAGCUCAGCCCGAUCCCCCAUCCGGAUACAGAGGCCUCAUUCCCAGCCGAAGAAUUCGAACAGCACUUCGUCAGUGCCUUACGAACACAGCUAGCAACGCUCGACACGACACCGAUAGAUCUCGACGCGCCUGAUGCCGCUCUCGAAGUGCCCGGGGAGCCAGACCUGCCACCCGUUCCUCAAGAAGAUGUACCUCGUCUGAGAUACGAGGCUGCCGUCAAGCUGCGUACGACGUGGGAUGACAUUGCUGCAAAGUACAGCCGACCGGAGUACGGUGAAGAUCAAGACGAUAUCAUCGAUAUCGAGACGGGCGAUAUCAUCAAAGACCGCGGCCGUCUGCGUGCCUUAUCUGAGGACCAGAACGAUGACGCUAAGCCGGAUUAUUGGUCCUCACGAGCAACGACAAGCGCAGCAUGGACGAGACGAGCCAGGGAGACCCGAAGGAAGAGGCGCAAGCUCGGCCGGCCGACGAAGCGCAAUGCUGCUUCUGAGGAAGACGAGGUGGAUGCCAGCUUGAGCGAAGAGGAUGAGUCGUCUGGUCUCUCGGGCGACAGCAUCACGAAAGGUCGUAGGAGAGCGGAGCGUCGCAAGGCGAGAAAGCGGGUAUGGAAGAGAGGUCCCUACCAUACCUCGCACAAGUACCGCUGGCAGCCCGGUCAGAGCGGCGGAUCGAAACAGCUCGUCGAAUCUGUCUCUACCAAGCCGACAGAACGCCUGCCUGCUAGUCGGACACCGUCACCGUUCCUAGAUGCGCGAUAUUGGCUGCCCACAAUGAGGCCGAGCGCGCCGCCGUACAUGCUCGAGCCUAAGCUCGAUCCCCUCGAGCUCCUGCUGAAGGCAAAGUCGGAAACGCCUGCGCCUGUGAUGAAAGCGAUCAAAACAGAGACUGUCAAGACUGCCCCUGUUCCGGCAAAGCCGGUGCCGCAGCUCCCGUCGGUCGUUCAAGACGCUCUCAAGCUACUUCACAGACAGAACGCACCUCUGCCUAGCUUACCAGACGCGUUUAGAUCUCACUUCAGCAAGAUUGGCAAGGUGACUCAGUGAUGGCCAUGGAUACCAUGUUCCCUUUCGAAGCGGAUGCCGCAGUAUCUACACGUUGUUGUAUCAGCAAAGCAUUUCCGCAUAUCAACCCAGCGCGCGCGUACG
Messenger RNA from Mixia osmundae IAM 14324, 1510 nucleotides. RefSeq lists its product as uncharacterized. Gene Ontology annotation, molecular function: protein heterodimerization activity; histone binding. Gene Ontology annotation, cellular component: nucleus. NCBI's taxonomy places the organism in Eukaryota, Fungi, Basidiomycota, Mixiomycetes, Mixiales, Mixiaceae. The record is from RefSeq and is a predicted model, not a curated record. The coding region runs from base 77 to 1408 and encodes 443 amino acids. The transcript is spliced from 2 exons.